Molecule: messenger RNA, 2139 nt
Organism: Mesocricetus auratus (golden hamster)
Lineage: Eukaryota; Metazoa; Chordata; Mammalia; Rodentia; Cricetidae
Gene: Cldn23
Product: claudin 23
Exons: 1
Coding region: 474-1358 (294 amino acids)
Biological process (GO): bicellular tight junction assembly; cell adhesion
Cellular component (GO): bicellular tight junction; plasma membrane
Molecular function (GO): structural molecule activity
Source: RefSeq, a predicted model, not a curated record
AGAGCAUGGGCGGUGCCACGGAGCCAGGGCGGGGCGACCUUUGCUCGAUCCUUAAGCAGUUUUGGGAGGCGGGGCCAAGCGGCCGUGUCUGGGUGGGGUGUCAGGGUCCUCAGAGUCCGAGGUCGCCUCUUACCAGGUGUCCUUGCCGCUCCUGCCCCUCCCAUGGGGUAGGGUUUGGCCGCGGGGGCCGAACCUGGGUGCGCGGUUUCGGUCUGACCCGACUCGAAGUCAGUUUCGAUUAGGGACAGCGGUUGGGCGAGAGGGCGGAGCAGUCGGGACGAGAGAGAGGAGGGGACCUGGUGCGAGAGGCUCAGUGGGGACCGUCCGGCGCGGGAGACAAAGAGCCUCCAGAGAGUGCAGUGAGCAUCGCUACUGUCAAGCUCGGCAGCCUAGCAGACUUGGGGACCCCGGGUCCGGGGUGCGCUGCGGAGCAGAGCAGGCACGGGUGCUGGGGACCCGCGAAGCUACGAGGGAUGCGGACGCCGGUGGUGAUGAUUCUGGGCAUGGUGUUCACGCCCUGCGGGUUGCUGCUCAAUCUCAUCAGUACGCUGACCCCGGGCUGGCGGCUGGUGAAGGGCUUUCUGGACCAGCCAAUGGACGUGGUGCUGUACCAGGGUCUGUGGGACAUAUGUCGCGAACAGAGCAGCCGCGAGCGCCAGUGCGGCCAGUCCGACGAGUGGAACUACUUCCAAACCGAGCCUGUGCAGGCGGCCAGGGGACUCAUGGUCACGUCACUGGCCAUCACCGCCCUGGGGUUACUGCUGGCAUCGCUCGGCGUGCGCUGCUGGCAAGAUGAGCCCCACUUCGGGCUAGCCGGCCUCUCGGGCAUCGUGCUUUUCGUCGCGGGCCUUUUCAGCCUCGUCCCAGUCUCCUGGUACAACCACUUCUUGGGUGACCGCAGCGUCCUCCCCGCCCCGGACAGCCCGGUUACCGUGGAAGUCAGCUAUAGCCUGGUGCUGGGCUACCUAGGCAGUUGCUUGCUGCUGCUGGGCGGCUUCUCCCUGGCGCUCAGCCUUGCGCCCUGGUGCGAAGAGCGCUGUCGCCGCUGUCGCAAGGCGCCCUCCGCAGGCCCGCGCCGCAGCAGCAUCAGCACCGUCUACGUGGACUGGCCGGAGCCCGCGCUUACACCUGCCAUCAAGUACUACAGCGAAGGCCAACAUAGGCCUCCUCCCGCCGAGCCCAGGACCACCAGCAAGCUCAAGGUCGGAUUCCCGAUGCCACGGCCGCCACCCAAGGCCUACACCAACCCAGUGAAUGUGCUUGAGGGAGAAGAGAAGCCGGCCACCUCCCAGGGAGGAUCCUCCUCUCGUAGCACUCGGCCGUGCCACAGUUCGCUGCCCUGUGACUCAGACCUGUAGACACAGCUCACCCACCGUCUACCUGAGCUCCGCCUGGGGUCUGAAGGUUGCUUGAACUGUGCGUUGCAACCAGAACCCUGAACGCCUUGCUGUUUGCAGGGCAAACUUUCCUUUCCGGGGGCCAAACUCCUUCCCAGAUAAUAGGCUGGGUUCAUCUGCUUUUAAGGAGUUUCACUUUUCUCCAGAGGGAUCAGGUUUUCUUACGCAGCAGGGACAAGAGUGGGUGACGUUUUGCAUACUGUUAAUCACAGUAGCAACAACAACAAAACCACAGCCAGCCAACAGGCUUCUAAACAGGUGCAGAGCCUUGAAGUACAGUAUUCUAAGUUACCCAUGAGUCUUCAUAAAUGUCACUAUUGAGGUGGUUUGGUUUUUUGUUUUGUUUUGUUUUCCCUCCCUGCUUCAGUUUCCAGAGAACUCAAAUAGCCAAAAAUGUUAAGUCUGGCUGGUUGUGUUCGAAGGGUAUUCUGUAAAGCCAGCAGUUUCAAAGGCUUUUAUGAAGUGAAGUAACUUGUUCAACUCAUAUUUAUAUUUCUUCGUGCUUAAGUAGUAUUUAUCUUUUCUAAUCACUUAUUCCUAUGUAGGAGGUUGAGCUUACUCAAGAGAUUGUCUUCCAGAAGCCAGAAGAAUGAAAAAUGUUGACACUGCACUGUUCUGUCCCUCGACUAGGUACCUCAUCCUGAACAGAGACGUAUUUUAUACAAAACCGAACUCUUCACUUGAGUUUGGCUCAAGUCCAUAUGUCCAUAUCUUAUUUAUAAAUAAAAAACCUUAAGUGUCA